AUGUGGGAGAAAUUGGAGGUCACCUACGAAGGAACCGCGCAGGUUCGGGAGGCCAAAAUCGACCAUCUUACUCACGAGUACGAACUCUUCUCAAUGAAGGAAAACGAGAAGAUUGAGGAAAUGUUUGAGAGGUUCUCUAACAUCAUUAAUCCUCUCAAUCUUCUCGGGAAGACCUACACCGACCGAGGGCUCGUGAGAAAGGUGCUGCGAAGCCUAUCCCCCAAAUGGCGUUCAAAGGUGGACGCAAUCGAAGAAGGUCGUGACUUCCAAACAACGACCUAUGAUGCUCUUCGAGGUAAUCUCAUUACCUACGAAACCACCCAACUCUCAAAGGUGGUUGAAGAGAGGAACAAGAGGUCUAUUGCUCUACCCGCAACAACAUCAACCCACAACAACGUUGAUGAUGAAGAUGAUGACAGCAACGACACCGACCUCGGACUCUUUGUCCGAAAAUUCAAAAAGAUGAUGCUCAAGAAGGGAGCCAAGAAGAACACUCCACCCAAAUGCUAUGGGUGUGGUGAAAUUGGACACAUCAAACCAAUGUGUCCGAAGCUCAAGAACGAGAAGGACAAGAGGGCACCGAAGAAGCAACGUGCCUACAUCUCUUGGGAGAACGACGGCUCCGGGAGUGAAGACUCAAAAACGGAGGAAGUGGCCAACUUAUGUCUCAUGGCCAUUGAAGAUGGUGAUACAUCAAAAGAG
This is a messenger RNA of Cuscuta campestris, 702 nucleotides long. Lineage: Eukaryota; Viridiplantae; Streptophyta; Magnoliopsida; Solanales; Convolvulaceae. The record is from the annotation of a GenBank genome assembly.